Molecule: messenger RNA, 213 nt
Organism: Puccinia triticina
Lineage: Eukaryota; Fungi; Basidiomycota; Pucciniomycetes; Pucciniales; Pucciniaceae
Exons: 2
Coding region: 1-213 (70 amino acids)
Source: RefSeq, a predicted model, not a curated record
AUGGCCAAGUUUCCGAAGAGUCUUCGAGACGGAAAUGGGAAGAGCGAGCCUGGUGGGGGAAAGUCCCACUCUUGGCUCCAUCGCCUCAGUCUAACGGAGAUUUUUCAAGCAGCCUUCAUACAAUUCUGCAACCAUAACAAGGCUCCCCCUGAGUUGACGGCUGAGAGCAGCGCCCCGCCGACCAAGAACCGGAUGCGAUUGCCCUUCAAUUAA